AUGAGGAGCUCUCAGACUUUGGCGCUGCUUUCUAGCAUCGCUUUCGUCCACGCCGACUUCGUGGCCCCCGCCGCCGGCCAGGCUCUGGCCGUAGAUGAGGCUUUCAACAUCCAAUGGGAAACCGAUGGGUUGGUUGAGCCUAUCAAUGUUAGCGUUGGCCCCGUUGGCAACGCCGGUGCUGCCCAGGUUGUAGCUUCUGGCAUCGACAACUCCGGCUCCAGCGCGUUCACCCCCGACGCCUCGCUUGCCCAAUUCGACCAGCUCGAACUCACCAUCACCGAUGCCGAGAACAAGUCCGUCACAUCCCAGCCUUUCACCGUUGCUGCCGGCGGCGCUUCCGAGCAACAAGGUGGCCGCGGCAACCAGCAGCAGGGUGGCAAUCAGCAGCAGGGUGGCAACCAACAGCAAGGCGGCAACCAGCAGCAGGGCGGCGGCCGUGGGAACCAGCAGCAGCAGCAGGGCCAGAACGGCGCUAAUCAGCAGCAGCAACAGCAGCAGGGUGGAGGUGGCCGAGGUAACCAGCAGCAGCAGCAAGGUGGCAACCAGGGCCAAGCUGCCGAAGCGCAAGAAUCCGCUGCCGGCGAAGAUGCCGGUCGCGUUUCGGCGGCUGUCGAGCCCACCGAGACCCAGACUCAGAACGUUGGCCAGGGUGGUGUCAAUAGCAACGCCGGAAACGGCGGCGUCUUCGUGGCCAACACGGACGGAGUUCCCAACGGAUUCCUCCCCAUCGAUUCCAACCGCCCCGUCGCCACCCCCACCAUUGCCGGAACCCCGGCCGUCUUCGUCACUGACCCCGGCCAGAUCGCCACCGCGGGCAUCGCUCCUAAUGCUGGCGUUGUCGCCCCCGUCGACGUCGCCUCGAGCGUCGCUGUUGAUCCCGCUCAGAUUCCCGCUGCCACCCUUAGCGUAGACGGUGGCGUUGCCCAGACCGGCGCUGUUGCCCUUGACCCGGCCGCCAGCUCCGCCGCCGCUGUAAUUGGUGGUUUCAGCACCAUCAAUGCUGGCGAAGCCGCCGUUGCCGUGCCCACGGAUGCCGCCGCCGUCUCUGCCGAGGUCAUCGGAGGUGCUGCCAGCCUGGGCGCCGGCGUCGCCACGCCCGUGCUUGACUCGCCUACCGCCAUCGCCGGUGCCGUGUCUCUCGACCCCUUGGCCACCGCCGGUGCUACCGCCGCAGUGGACCCCGCCCUGGCGGGUGCCCUCCCUGCUGGUGCCACGGGCGUUGUUGAUGCUGCCCUCGGCGGUGCCGGUGUCGGUGCCGUUGCCGGUCCCAUCUCCGCCGCCAACGGCCCUGGCCUUCUCUCUGGUACGGGCAUGGUUACCCCCACCAUUGUUCCCAACUCGCAGUUUACCGACACUGCGAUUGCCGUUCCUACCGGAUCCAUCCCCACCCCCGUCAACCCCGUCAACGUUGACACCGCCGGUAACCCGUUGGCGACUAACCCUGCUGGCGGCGCCUCUGGUUUCGUCUCCUCUGGCAUCGCUGGCGGCCUCCAGACCACCGGAGCCGGUGCCGGUACUGCCGCCCAGACCACGGAUGGUGCUACUGCCGCCGCCCCCGGCCUUUCUGCGCGCGGAAUUCUUGUGGGAGGAGUCGCGGCUCUUGUGGCUCUCUGGGUCGUGUAA
Molecule: messenger RNA, 1623 nt
Organism: Parascedosporium putredinis
Lineage: Eukaryota; Fungi; Ascomycota; Sordariomycetes; Microascales; Microascaceae
Source: the annotation of a GenBank genome assembly